AGCCGCGGCCAACACUGGUAAUAGAGGAGCAGAGGGAAUGAGGCUGCUCAACCCCCCCAAUUCCUCGCUUUACUUUUCCUUUCCCUAAAAAUUUGUGACAGAAGUUAAAUGCAUGAGCUUAGAAAUGGUAGGAAAAAAGAUACAACGUGUAGAGACAGGGAUGCAUAACAGAAUUAGGACAUGCAUGUUUGUUUGCUUGUUUGUUUGGGAGUAAUAUAAUAAUAAUAAUAAUAAUAAUACAAAACAACAAUAACAAUAAUUAUUUGCGGUCUGUUUGGACUCAGCCCCGCGCUGGGGUCUGGACGCGAUGAGAGCAGGGGGCCACCUGCCACCCUGUGCAGAGCGUGCCGUGCCCGGGCGAACAUCCCUCAACUCCGGCCCACUCCUGCCCCCCCGGGAGGCUGCCUCCCCUGGCAUCGCCGGGCAGCAUGCCACCGGUUUCGCGCUUUGCCCAUCGCUUUGGAUGAAUAGCUUCCACCUGGGGGCUUCGAGAGAGAAGCAGGGUGAAAGAAGCCCAGGGCAGCACCGGGCAGGGCUGAGUCUCAGCGGGGCGUGCGGUGUCGCGGCCAAGAGCCCCUUCGCUUCCUGCACCGCUCGUCCCUCGAGCUGGUUUCACCUGCCUCCCUGGAGAACACCGAGGAGUGAAGUGCUUGCCAAAGCAGGCGAGCCUGAAAAUGUCACGACAGCAAAUGUGAAGGAAGUGCCAGCCACAGCACGCUCAGAGGCAACUGUGAGAACGGGCACCAGACCACCAGAUCUCCACAGGCAGCAGAAGUCACGACAAGCAGGUUCUUGUCUGACUUUCUCAAGACUUCCGAGUUAUUCAGUGUGUUGUGCCCAGAGUUAUCAGCUGAAGCGAAGUGGCAGAAGCUGGGCACGGCAGAGGGAAGAGCAAGCACGCCGAGGAUAUGGCUAUGUUGCUGUACACUUCAGCCCUGAGGUGUGGAGUUUUGGGGCACAGGUUUUCUGCAGUGUUUUCCAGCGAAGAAAAAGCCACUGGAUGGUGCUGUGGAGACAAUUUGCAGUCAUGGCAGAGACCUGCAAGGUAGGCUUCUGUGUGAGGCAUAAGAGAGGCUCACACAAAGAAUUAAAUUUACCCUUCCCUUUCUUUUAUUUCUUUUCUGACAUGCUAUAUAGAAUUCCAUGGUAAAUUCUAAGUCAACGAAUAACAGUCAGCUGCAAUCUUAUUACAAAACAUGGAUCCUAUUUUUUUCUCUGUGUGUGUAUAAACUUUUUAUUGAAGGAAACUGGUCAAGGCUUUAUGUCGGUUCAGUAUCUUUUUCUGGCACUGCACUCACAAUAAUAUAGCCAUAAAAUUGUUUGAUUUAUUCGGUGGUAGUAGAGCAUGUCAUCUCUCUGGGCAUUUUAUGCCGGUAUGUAUUUGUGCAGAGAGCUUUAUCCUUUUAUCACUUGAUGACUGACUCCAUGGGAUGGAGGGGAAACAGCUUUGCUCUGUCUGUGCCCUGCCUCUGGUCACAGCUGCCCUUGCUGUGGGCUGGGUGAUUGAGCUACGCAAGAAGAAUUUCCUUUCCAUCAGUGCUACGGUGGGACCACUGUGGGGGAUCACGAAAGCAGAGAUCUGUUACAGUCAGACCCCAAAACCUCUGUACUGCAAGAUAAUUCAACACUUGCUGCUUAGACCUUGCUUUAAUGGAUGCCUUCUAUGCAGGUUCUAAGAUCUCCAAUGAGAUCCACAUCAGCAGGUGUUAAACACUACAGGUCAAGUGCCUGUAUGAGAUACUCUCUUACAUAUUGCCACACUGCAGCUGAUGUAGACAAAAUGCUUGGGCAAAGUCUUUUCACAGAUGGGAUUCAUCUCGCCAUAGGAAUGCCAUUUUCCCCUCAGUCCAAACACAGGGCUUUGCCUUCUGUAAACGACUGCAGAGAAUCUCAUCCUCAUAGCCCACCGAGGCACAACUGGCCAUGGCCUUCAGGGAAAGGACAUGUAAGCAACAUUGCAGUUUGGAAGGAGGAAUUUACAAACAUUAUGUCCAUGAGUGUAUGAAACAAACUGAAUUGUAUCAUCUCAGCUGCAUCCUUGUAUUCAAGUUUGCUCAAUAAGCUAAUUUCUUUCAUUUUCUAAGUGUUACAAUCACUAUUGAUCAGAUAUCAGAGGGAGAGAGAAAAAUAUUGAAAUAGCUAUUUCAUUUCUUUGAAAAAUAUUGAAAUAGGUAUUUAAUUUCUUUGAAAUUGAUUGUUUGUUCAAGAUAAGUUCCUUAAUGUUUUCCUGUACUAGCUCCAGUUCCUUCCAGAUCACUCUUGAGUAUUUAGAUUUUGCACAUACUCCAUUGCAUUCUCUUAAAUUCACCAAAUCUCUGAAAAUUUAUGACUAUGAAUACAAUAAGUGGAAUGAUCAUGCAGAUAAACACGCAGAAGGAUGAUACAUUUUAUCAGAAGAGAGAUAAUGAGAAUGUGUUUCUAAUAGUCAUUCAACUUUACUCAUGAUGUUUCUCUAGAGGAGAGAAUAUUUGGAACAGCUGAUCAGAUAAUAUAAAGUAGAGCUUAAAAGUUAUUAGCAAUGCCACUGAAGUUAUACGUGUUUCUGGUGUAAAAAAAUUGUAAUAAAUAAGUGCAUUUAGUGAUAUUAGGAUAUUUUGUGCAAUGGAAUAGUGCAUAUUUUUGUAAACAAGCACAAAACUCUUGACAAUAUUUACUCAUAAAAUCUAACAAUGAUUUUGCCCAGUAGGACUUAAUGGAAAAGAACUUACAGACAUGGGAAAAUAUGAAUAUGAAAAUCCAAAAGCUUUAUCAAUAAUUGCUUUUUGGAUUUUGGUUGACAACAUAUUCAUUUUAAAAUACAAUCUAAUGCUGUCAUUUUCACUGAGAUUAUACAUUUUUCAGCACUGCUACCCAAUGACUUUGCCUAAAUACAAAAUGUAGUAUUUAGUGACUUUCUAGAAAUCCUUUUUUCCCCCACUCUCUUAGAUAAUUUUGUGGGUGGAAAUACUUCUCUGUGUAAUUGUAUUAUUUGUGCAAGUGACUGUCAAGAUUUUCCAGAAUUUUUAGGUUUAUUAUACAUGUUAAAAUUUAUGAAUAGUCUUUCAAAACUAAUGAGAUUGCUUGAAAAAAUCAGAUUUUCUAAUCACUGAGAUCCUGUGACUGUUAGACCAUUUUAUUCCAUGCAAUAAUUCUAUUUCUAUAGAGACCUUUCUCUCUACUAAAAUAUUUGUAUUUGUCAUCAUUUAAUUUUAAUGUCAAAUCACUUUAUAAUUUAAGGACCAUUUCAUCUGUCACUCCUAUGCUUUCUUACUUCACACAUGAAUAAAGAACAUUUUUCAUGCUUUGUCUCCUAAACAAUGGUUGCCAAAACAGUCAAUAUCAACAAUCUGAAAUGUUAAAUUUGAAAGUAAUUUUUAAAAAAUAAUUAUAAUGAUGCUCUAACAUCUUGUUUUAUCUGAAAAAAAUGUCGAGGUCUGAUGGCUCAUGAAAUUAAUAUAUUUAAUUCAGAGGAAGUAAAUCGUUGAAAAGUGUCCUGCUGCAUUAUUACUUGUAAUAAAUUACUGUUAGUGAAAGAAAUAACUUGUGUAGAGUAAAAGGGAAAACACAGCACCAUUAUCUUUAAAUAGACAGAAUUAGUAAGAAUAUAUGGUAGAUUAUUUUUGGCCAUUGGAGAAAUCCUACAGGAGGGGAAUUGUGUAGCAAUUCUUUUCAUGGAACACAGCCAUACAUCUCCCACUUAUUCUUCUCACUUUCUCUGCUCCAUGAGAAGACAGUGCUGGUGCCAGGUAGCAUGGAUUUUGAUUUGUGGUAUAGACAGGAAACAAGACCACACUGAUGAGAAAGUGUCCUUAACUAUUUUCCUGAUGUGGCAGGCAUCACUGGUUUCAUUACUGUUUUUCAGCCAUGAGCAAGGGCUGCUGGAGCCAGGAGGUGUGUGACAGCCCUGAGCAGCACAGAGAAAUGAUGCUUCAGGUUUUAGGGUUUAUAUUUUUCAGAUUCUGUGUUGCUUUGGUGUGUACUUCUGAGCUUCAUAUUAGGGGAUAGCAAGCUCUCUUCACAGAGCAGGUAGACAAAACAAUUCCUUAUCUAGCUGGGGACCAAGGACAAAUGAUCCAAAUUUCAGGCCCAAGAGCAUAAACAACAGCAGAAUGAAGAGAUAAAAACAAAAAGGAUGGGACUUCAGAAUUUGAAACUAUAAUUGGACAAUUAGUUCAAAUAUGCUGAUGGAUCACAACUUAUAAAUGUGAGAGACCUCAUGACUGGUUGUCCAUUUUGUGACCGUUUUGGGUUUAUUUUGAGUGUGGCCCUGGCUGGGUUCUUGUGUUGCCCAAGGUGUAUCCCUUGAGGCCUUCUAAUAAAUACCUGCUUUAUUCUUUAGCUCUAUCUAGCCUCUGUUCUAGGUCAGCCUUCACAAGGCAUCAGAUAAAUUCUUCAUUGUUAUCUGACCAAGUUAUACACUUCCAUUAAUAUAAGUCAGUUCAAGUAUUUCUUGUAUCUUCAUAAGGAUGGGGGUCUUGGGUAACAAAUGUCUCUUGUGUUGAUAUGCAGGCAGCCUGAGAUAUUCAAGAGGGUUCUCCUUUGCCUCUUUUUUAUCUCAUGUUAAGACUUUACAUCAGCUUAAUGGCACAGAUAGUUGUAGCUCUGCUCCCUUGAAGUAUGCUCAAACAUUGCCAGUCAUCAUCCAAGCACCAGGAAGCGACAGUCAAACAGCUGAAAGGGUCUGAAAUAAUUUCUGGAUCCCUCAGGAUUCCCAUAUGGCAGCACAUACCCACAGAGGCCAUGCCAGAUCAGAAGGGUAGGCUUCUCCAUCCAUAACCCCCAGCCUUGCUGGCAGCAGGUGCCUGUCACUUUGGGGACCCUGAGGGCAAGCAUGGGCACAGGGACCUGCUGCUUGAGUCCCUCCCUCCCUCCCUCCCUCCCUCCCUCCCUCUGCAGCAUUCCCAGACAGCUCUCAGCUCAGUGUGGGACUCCCACACAGACCACCAUCCAAGCUACACCCUCCUAACAACUACGGCAGAGGAAGUAUCCUCUACGUAUAGAAUUCAUCCAAAUUUCCCUCUAUUUCCAUCUUCUAAUUCUAAAAAAACCCCUCAUGCACUGUGGGCAGUGAAUGCCAUACUGUGUUGCUUUUCCACCAAAAGAUGCUAGAAAGAAACUAUUUUAGAAGCCAAAAAUGUUUUAUUAAUAACCUGGUUAGGAGCACUAAAUGAUGUGACAUGCCUGAACUUCCCUGUGUGUUUAAUUCUGGAUUUAAACAUUAUAUGGAGAACUAUUUUUUAAAGGAAUUACUUUUUUUCUUUGCAGUCUUAUCCUCUCUCACAAUUUAUCUGAAUUGUACUAAAAAUAUAAAAGCUGUUUAGAUGAAGAAAUUUUUCAGCAGAAGCAGAACCAGUAAUUCUGGAAGUCAAACUCAGCUGACCUUCCUAGGUGUGCUCCAAAAAUGCUCUUUAAUUUUCCUUUGUUUGACAUGUUGCUUUGAAGUAUUCUUUCAGUUAUAUUUCAGAAAUCUUUUUCAAAGCUAAUGAAGCUCACAUAAAGGUUUGGAGGAAGUUAGCUUAAUACAGAAUUACCUCGCAUAGGAAGUUAACCCUAUAUUGUCCAUGGAUUUUUAAAUUUUUUUAUUUCUUGGCAAAAAAUGGCCUCAGUUGCCAUCUGCUGCAUCUUGCCAGAUUCAUAUGAGAAAUAAAUCUUCUGUGAUAGCAGGACAUGAUUGGUGAUUUUCUGUCUAUUGCCUGUAAAAUCAUGUGGCUAAUAAAACAGAGAUCCAUCUCAGAAAAUGACAGAAGCUGAAGAAAAAACAGAUAGUCUUCCUUUCUGUGAUUAAUGACUCAACAUAAUAAUGAGACAGUGUUUCAGUUGCAGCCUUUUCUCUAAUGUCUUGGUGUCUCAUAUGAAAUAUUCCAGUUAAAAGCAAUAAAUGGAUAUGCUUUUUACCCCCCCUACUUUCUAUCUUUUUCUCAUUAAUCUUCAUUAGGGAACCUCCAACCCAUGAUUUAGAAAGACGACCCAGACACUAAAAAAUGUGUUUCCCAGACUAGUACCAAAUCUGCUUGAACACAUGGGUGACAUCAAAGUACUUGUAAUGGUCUUGCUCACAAAUAGCCUUGUCUUUAUAAUGGAGUUUGGUGAAAUUUCAUCUUAUGUCAAUAAAGACACACAGAGUGCAACCGCAUUUUAAAAUAGAGGACACAAUCACAGAAUCUGUGCAACUACUGUCAAACCUAAACUAUGGUAUUUGGGUUUUUUACUUGUUUGGGGUUUGGUUUAGUUCAGAGGUUUUGGAUUUUGGUUUUUUUCUUAUUUGUUAUCUUCCCAUUCCAUCUUCCAUAAAAAGCAUCAAAAAUAUUCAGAGGACUGUGCCACAGUACUAUUUUUUUAUGGCAAGAAGCAGAGGUGUAAAAUAAAUACCCAGGGGUGUGACAUGAAAUUAUGGGUGGGUGUUUGCAGACUAAUCUCCCAGACCAUGCUGUGACAGUGUCAGUGAGGGGGUGAGGGGGCCAGGAUAGGUGUCACCACACCUGCCCUGCCAUGCUGAGUUUUGCUGUGGGAGAAACAUACAGAAAAGAAACGCCAAUAUAAAAUAGCUUUAAUGCUAUAUGUCAAAUAUGUGGAGAGACCCCCAGGAGUGUAAUAAAGAGCUACAUUUUUUGACUGUGCAGAAAUAGCCACAGCUUCAGAGUUGCUCUGUAAAAGCUCCUAUGUCUUUUCCUUCUAUUGUUUUUAAAGCCAUAUAACCAUGGUGCAAAAUACACUAAAUUAAGAAAGUAAGGGAAUUGACAUCAAGCGUUCACACAGUUUAUGGCUUUUUUCCCAGACCCUUCUAGUUAGAUAUGAAACAAGCAGCACCAAAUACCACUGAGUGUUCAUUGACCCUCUCACUUGCACAUUUAAUUUUGUAUUCUUUGCAGGGAAGUGCCUAUUGUAAGAAAGCUAUUUUUAUGUUGAUCUAUUAUAGCAAUAUGAGAUGAAUAAAUGAAUUUUCUUUGUGUGAAUGAGCAUAGUUUGGCUAUAAUAACAAUGUUUAUGUGCUCUACAGUGUAUAUUUACUGAUACUCAUUUUCUUACAAUCAUUUGCUCUUGUUCUUCUUUGGACUUGAUUAGUGCUGAAAUUUCUUGAUUCAGAAUAUAUUUUAGUGCUCAUUUAUUGAAAUUCAGAACAAAUAUAUUGGUUGUUUAUUUCUUAAUAGAUUUUUUUUUCCUGGAGGGAUAAUUCUACUAGUCACUUGACAAAUAUGCUCAAAAAAAAAAAGUCAUGGAAAUGCCUUAUUUUCCUGAAAAUAGAUUUUAUAAGACUCUAGAGAGCCAACAGUAUACUUCAUUUAUUUCAUGUUGGAGUCAACAAUAUCCACUGCAAGAUAUUUGUAUAGAUCUAUUUUUGCAUAAGUAAUCUUUAUCCACAUGAAAAUAAUUACUAACAUUUUAAAGCACAUUUUGUUAUAUGAUUAGAUGUUUUUUUAUAUCCUACGUUGUGUAGCUUAAUAUUCUGAUUUUAUAAAUUUAAAAUCUUUGAUUUAUUUUUUAAUUAUUUUAAGAUUAAAGUAAUUCAGAUCUGACUUUGUGUGUCACGUGCAUGUGUUAUUAAGUGGUGAUUGUAAGUAUUUACACAGAAUUGUGUUAAAUUAUUUAUUAUUUAUAAAGCUACCUAUCAUAUUCAUUAUAGCUUUGUAAGAGAGGCCUAGGGCUGCCACAAAAGCCCUGUGCACUCCUGCAGACCCUCUGGACUCAUCAUCUGUGUAUUUGGGGAGUAAUGACAGCUUAAAAAUACCAAUGAAAGACAGGAGGAUAAAAUAAACUGGAAAAGCUGUGCAGCAGUCAGCAUGUCAGCAACUGGGUGAAAUUAGAGCCUUGCUGAGGGCAGUGAGGAGGCUGAUGCAAUAUCUCCUAACUACAAAUACUAUUAUUUGCUCUAUACAGAGGGAACUGAGGCCUUUGACUCAAAUGUGGUAGAGAGCAUAAUCCAGUAGCUCUUAAUAAUUUAUUUAGCUCAGCACAAAGAACAAACAUUAUGACAGAAA
This is a messenger RNA of Passer domesticus (house sparrow), 7955 nucleotides long. RefSeq lists its product as uncharacterized. The transcript is spliced from 3 exons. NCBI's taxonomy places the organism in Eukaryota, Metazoa, Chordata, Aves, Passeriformes, Passeridae. The coding region runs from base 308 to 1150 and encodes 280 amino acids. The record is from RefSeq and is a predicted model, not a curated record.